This is a messenger RNA of Saprolegnia diclina VS20, 707 nucleotides long. Its product is annotated as peptide-methionine (S)-S-oxide reductase. The record is from RefSeq and is a predicted model, not a curated record. Lineage: Eukaryota; Oomycota; Saprolegniomycetes; Saprolegniales; Saprolegniaceae. The transcript has a single exon. Bases 45 to 620 code for a protein of 191 amino acids. Gene Ontology annotation, molecular function: peptide-methionine (S)-S-oxide reductase activity.
UGCCGUUUCGAGCGACGUUGAAAAAGUGAGGCGACAGUGAAGUGAUGUGUGGGGCCGCGCUCCGAGCUUACUUGACACCGGCACGCCGGGUACUGACGCGCCAGGCAUCGACCGUUGCCGGCGGCAGCGACAACAUUGCGACCUUCGCUGCAGGCUGCUUCUGGAGCGUCGAGCUCAGCUUCCAGCGCAUCCCCGGCGUCCUCGAGACGCACGUCGGCUACACGAAUGGGCAAAAGACCAACCCGACGUACACUGAGGUGUGCACGGGCAAGACGGGCCACGCCGAGGCGGUUCGCGUCAAGUUUGACCCGGCUAUUGUGAGCUACGACGCGCUCCUCGACAAGUUCUGGUCCAUCCACGACCCAACGACACUCAACCAGCAAAAGAACGACGUUGGCACGCAAUACCGGUCCGGUAUUUACUACCAUAACGAUGCGCAAAAGGCGCUCGCGCUGGCUUGCAAGGCCUCCGCGCAGCCACGCUUUCACCGACCGAUUGUCACCGAAGUCGUCGCCGCCGAAACGUUUUACGUUGCCGAGGACUAUCACCAGCGGUACUUGGAAAAGGGUGGGCAGUGCGCGCGCAAGGGCUCAACCGACGCCAUUCGCUGCUACGGCUAAACCCGCCGUGGCAGUAAUUCCAUAAAAGGUCAAUGAUACGAGCCAAAAUUAAUCCUUGAUGGAGAGACUUGGUCUCCGUGAAAGACA